Aspergillus niger is the source of this 1491-nucleotide messenger RNA. RefSeq lists its product as uncharacterized. The transcript has 5 exons. The record is from RefSeq and is a predicted model, not a curated record. The coding region runs from base 1 to 1491 and encodes 496 amino acids. Gene Ontology annotation, molecular function: iron ion binding; oxidoreductase activity, acting on paired donors, with incorporation or reduction of molecular oxygen; monooxygenase activity. NCBI's taxonomy places the organism in Eukaryota, Fungi, Ascomycota, Eurotiomycetes, Eurotiales, Aspergillaceae.
AUGGGUGGCACCGGCGUGCCUACCUUCGAGCCCAAAAUGCGAUCAUCGGUCUCGAACUACCCGUCUUGGGGUGCCCUGACUCCGCGCGCGUUUUCUGCGGCGCAACCGGCCCACCCUAGACCAAGCUUGCGCCGAGCUGGAGGCUCGAAAGCCUUCCCCUCUCCCCGACUGGGAUAUCCUCUAGUCGGCGAUGCAUUGGCCUUUCUGAAUCGCCCGGUCGCCUUCGUGCAAGACGCGACACGCAAGUGUGGCCCCAUCUUUCAUGUCAAGAUAUUGUUUGCCAACAUUGUCUACUUGAGAGGUACCCAGCUCAAUCGUAUGUACGUGGAUGUCAAGGAGGACAUCUGGUCGUUUGGUGGCGGAAUUGGCAUAUUCUUGAAGAAGAUUGCCAUCCCUGGGUAUUUUGACCAUUUCCGCAAUCUCGUGGGCUCGCUGAAUCGCGGCAUCAAUCGCAAGGUGACCCUGGAUCGUUACACCGAGCUUGCAGGCGAGGAGGCCGAUAAGGCACUGCUCAAAUGGAGCCAGCAAUCGGACGUCAAAGUGUUCGAAGAGGCGUCCAAGUAUGUCCACCGUGUGAUUGUACGGACUCUCAUGGGACAGGACUUCUACGAUGAACACAUAGACGAGCUCUACGAUCUCCUGCACCGGAUGGAGGACGAGAUAGGCCACCCACUGAAUCUUUUACUGCCGGACUGGUUUCCUCACCCUCCAGCACGACGACUGGGCAAGGCCAGAGAUCGCUUCGCCGAGAUAUUUGCCCAGCAGAUGGCGAUCCGUCGCCAGAACCCUGAAAAAUGGAAGGGUUCGCUGGACUAUAUCACCUAUACAUUGGAAGAUCCGCGGACGGCCCAUCUGCAAGAAUACUAUCCGUCGCACCAUACAGUGCUCAUGUUCGCCGCUCACACGAGCACUGUGGCUAGCAUUGCCUGGACCGCCAUGGAGCUUAUCCGGAACCCAGAGUAUGUGGAGGCCAUUCGGCAGUCAUUCCAAACGAAUGAGGACGUUCACCAGUCUCCCGUGCUACUGGCAUGCGUCAAGGAGAGUGGCCGCCACUACUCGGGUGUGCACAUGUGGCGUACAACCCACCGCCCUGUACAGCUGGAGGAUGGCUACACGGUCCCCGAAAACUGGGUAGUAUGCACCUCGCCUUAUCUCACCCACCAUGACCCCGAGAUUUAUGAGCAGCCGCAGCAGUGGCUGCCGGAGCGGUGGCUGCGUCCAACGGCGCGUUUACAGAACCUUAAUAAUGCCACCGACGCGGCGUUCCUGCAAUUCGGCGCGGGCUCCCACCGGUGCCCGGGGGAGAAUAUGGCUGGCAUCAUCGCGCGCGAACUGGUGUCGCGCCUGGUCAAGAACUACGAUUUCCAAUGGGGAAGCCAGGGGCCGGCCAAAAUCGAUGUCUCCAAUAUGGACUUCAGCAAAGUCGGCAGUCCAUGGCUGCAAGGCGAUGCGCUUAUUCGGAUCCAGCCCCGGAAAUCUGCGGCUAUGUGA